AUGGGGGCUUUCUCUUCAAUUUUGCAUUUGAAAGUGAAGUAUCCCUCAGGGGAUCAGGUCAAGGAGUUGAUUGGAAGUCAGACUAUAGCUAGGCAAUUCCUAAUUGCAGCUAUUAGGCACCAGUCCGAGGGAGUAAGAUGCAAGAAGCUGGAGAAGGUUACUAUCGAUACUGAUGUCGACAAAUAUUUUCAAGUGGGAGUUCAGCUGCCUCCUCGGGAGAUAGAAGAGCUAGUGGCUUUCCUUAGAAAGAAUGUUGAUAUGUUUGCUUGGAGUGCUUAUGAAGCUCCCGGGGUGGAUCCGAAUUUCAUUUGUCAUCAUCUGAAUGUCAAUCCAUCUGUUACCCCUAAGAAACAACCACAUCGACACUCUUCUAAAGAACAUUCCAAGGUUGUUAAAGAAGAGGUGGUCAAACUUAAGCGUGCAAGGGCAAUAAAAGAAGUCUUUUACCCAGAAUGGUUGGAUAACACAAUGGUGGUGAAAAAGAAGAAUGGGAAGUGGCGAAUAUGUGUAGAUUUCAUGGAUUUAAACAAAGCUUGCCCCAAGGACCCCUUUCCGAUACCCCAAAUAGACCAAUUAGUGGAUACGAUGGUUGGUCAUCCUCGAAUGAGUUUUUUGAAUGUCUUUCAAAGGUACCAUCAGAUACCAUUAGCUCUGGCCAACCAGGAGAAGACUGCUUUUGUAACGCCCACUGAGAAUUAUCAUCAUAAGCUUGGCAAGAACAUUGAGGUCUACAUUGAUGACAUGGUGGUGAAAAGUAAGAUAGUGGCCAAGCAUGUGGGUGACCUCGGAAGUGUCUUUGAGGUGUUGAGAAAGCAUAAAUUGCACCUUAAUGCUUCUAAAUGUUCCUUUGGCAUCAACUUAGGUAAGUUUUUGGGCUAUAUGGUCACCCACCGUGGGAUUGAAGUUAACAUUGAUCAAAUUAAAUUGAAGGAUUACCUUUCUCGGCCACCCAUUAUGUCCAGCCCCGAAGAGGAAGAUGUCCUUUUUGCCUACAUUGUCGUGGCCUCUAAUGCAAUUAGUCUAGUAUUGGUGAGGGUAGAAAAUGGAGUACAGUGGCCAGUCUAUUAUGUGAGUAAGUUGCUACACGAAGUUGAAGUUCGUUACUUACCCUUAGAGAAAGUCAUUUUAGUUGUGGUGCAUGCUACGCGAAAACUCCCCCACUACUUCCAAGCCCAUACAAUUGCGGUUUUAACUCAACCCCCUCUGCAGUCGUUGCUACGAAAAGCUAAUUAUGCGGGAAGAAUUGCCAAGUGGGGGACGAUCUUGGGGGCAUUUGACAUAAAGUACAUGCCUUAUACCUUAGUUAAAAGGCAAGUUCUUGCGGAUUUGGUGGCAAAGUUUACCGAGUCUCCAAUAGAGGUAGAGGUCGAGGAACACAUAUUAGAGGGAAAGCAAGUUCCGGCAAUUUCUCUACGGAGGCCCUCACCCUGGAAGUUAUAUGUUGAUGGUGCAGCAAAUCAAAUGGGAUCCAGGGUGGGGCUGGUAGUAGUGUCCCCAGACAAAAUCACCAUUGAGAAAUCCUUAAGGUUGGGCUUCUUAGCCACGAACAACGAAGUUGAAUAUGAGACUCUACUAAGAGGGAUAGCUAUGGUUCAGAAGAUAGGAGGAAAAGUUGUUGAAGUGUUCUCAGACUCAAGGUUAAUCGUAGGACAAGGAAAAGGAGAGUUGGAAGCUAGGGAUUUGAGAAUGCAAGGGAAUACACAUGCUAAUUCUUUGGCAACUCUAGCAACCUUUUCUGGACAAGAUCUACCUCAGGUCAUACUUGUUGAGGAUCUGUAUAGGCCUGCUGAGGAGAAGAAGGAAAAAGUCCAAGUUCACCAGAUUAAGGUCAGACCUAAUUGGAUGGAUCCCUUAGUUCUAUUUCUCAAGGAAGAUAUUUUGCCUUAUGAGAAGGGGGAGGCAGAAAAAAUAUGGAGGAAAGCUCCUCAUUUUUGGUUGUCUGAGGAGCAAAAGUUGUACAAACGCUCCUUCUUUGGACCAUACUUGCUUUUUGUUUAUCCCGAGGCAGUGGAGCCACUUUUGGAAGAGUUGCAUGAGGGGAUAUAUGGAAGUCAUACGAGGGGCAAAUCGUUAUCACAUAGAGCUCUUAACCAAGGGUAUUGGUGGCCUAGUAUGCAAAAAGAGGCGCAAGAAUAUUCAACUCCAGCCUAUCUGCAAGGAAAUGGGCAAGCUGAAGUAGUCAACAUAAUCAUAGUGAAUGGUCUUAAGAAAAGGUUAGAUGAAGCAAAGGGUAGAUGGGUGGAAGAGCUACCACACGUUCUUUGGACAUAUCGGAUUACUCCUCGUCGGUUAACUGGGGAAGCACUCUUUUUAAUGACCUAUAGGUUCGAGGCCGUGAUCCCUCUAGAGGUUGGGUUUCCAACACUGAGAACAAGCUUGUUCACCCCAGACAAUAAUGAUCAGCUAUUGGAGAAAAUUUUAGAUUUGGUUGAUGAACGAAGAGAAGCAACCAUGGUUCAACUAGCGUAUUAUCAGCAGAACUUUAAAUAG
Molecule: messenger RNA, 2490 nt
Organism: Quercus robur (English oak)
Lineage: Eukaryota; Viridiplantae; Streptophyta; Magnoliopsida; Fagales; Fagaceae
Exons: 6
Coding region: 1-2490 (829 amino acids)
Molecular function (GO): nucleic acid binding
Source: RefSeq, a predicted model, not a curated record